Messenger RNA from Silurus meridionalis, 2310 nucleotides. RefSeq names its product kinesin family binding protein. Bases 53 to 1939 code for a protein of 628 amino acids. The transcript has 7 exons. The record is from RefSeq and is a predicted model, not a curated record. Lineage: Eukaryota; Metazoa; Chordata; Actinopteri; Siluriformes; Siluridae. Gene Ontology annotation, molecular function: protein binding.
UAUACUGACCCCUGGUGGCCGCCACUCGUCUUUAACGUUACAUGAGCAUAACAUGGCGUCCGCCGGCAGCCGAGAAUGGAGGGCGGUGUGCGAGAAAUUUCGCCGAGCCCAAGAUCUAUCCGAGGUAGAAUCGCGAAAGGAUCCAGAAAACGACCCGUUCCGCUCCAAGUACAAAGCCAGGGAGCUGCUCAAGGAGAUCUAUUGCACUCUAAAGAACUUCGACGUAGACGACGGUGAGGGCGAGGGCCCGGAGGCGGACGGUCAGGCAAGAGAGGCGCUAAAUGGCGAACCCGCUAAUAAGGCGCACACGGGCGACUCUCGAGCCGGACUCCGGGCCGCCAAACUCGGCGUGAUUGACUAUCACCUGGGCGUGAACCACAUCGAAACCGAGGAGCUCUCCGCCGGUGAGGAGUACCUCAUGAACUGUGUGAAAUUACUGGACGAGUGCACGGUGACACGGGAGAACGUCUCGCUGUUCAUCCAAGUCGGGAACCAGCUUGGCAUCUUAUGGGCCGGCCGGGAUGAAACCGAGAAAGCUCAAGGCUUCUUAGAAACAGCUGAGUCCAUUUAUGUGCAGUACAUGAAAGAGGAUGGCCAACCACCACUGGAUUUGGUCGAUUUCUUUGUGCUAGAGGAGGAUGCACCAUCCCAGCAAGAAAGAAUGAGGAGGUUUGAAAUGGCGUACACACACACACUCUAUUAUCUGGCUCAGGUGUAUAAAAAUCUGGGUCAGUAUGAGAGUGCAGGACAGUAUUGCCACAGCACAUUGCAAAGGCAGCUGAAGUUUAGCCAUUUUGUGCCAUUAGAGUGGGCAAUCAAUGCUGCCACACUGUCACAGUAUUAUAUCACCAAGACACGAUACAUGGAGGCUCGACACUGUUUGGCUGCUGCUAAUGUCAUUGCAGGUCUAGCAGGCGAAGUCCCCUCUGAGGCUGCUGCCAAGGAAAGUGAAGCCGAAUAUGAAAAACGUGAGCAACUGUGUCAGAAAAGAGCCGAAAUUGCACGGUGCUGGAUCAAAUAUUGUCUUAAUGUGUUACAAGAUGCCAAAAAGCUUCUGGAGGACAACAUUGGAGAGUUAGAUUUAGACCGACAGGAAGAGUUACAAAGAGCUCGACAGGACGAGGAGGAGGAAAAAGAGAGAGGAAGAAAAACGGCAGUUCUCUUCGAUUCCGCCGAAAUGUUCGAUUCAAUUUGCGGCCAGGAAGAGAAGGUGAGCUGCAUACUUCCGUUGAACUUCGAAGAAGCCCGUGCCAUCUUUUUGGUGGGUCAAGGCUACGUGACGCAGGCCAAAGAAUAUUUUGAGAUGGAUGGUCAUGUAACGGACCACAUUGAAAUCCUCCAGGAUCACAGUGCUCUUUUCAAGGUCUUAGCCUUUUUUGAGGAGGACCUGGAGCGGCGCUGCAAAAUGCACAAGAGGCGCGUGGACAUGCUUGAGCCCAUCUGUAAGGACUUGAACGCUCAGUACUAUUUACUGAUCUGCCGACAGUUGCAGUUCGAACUUGCUGAAACUUUCUAUGAAAUGAUGGACCUAAAACUCGCCGUCGCUGAAAAGCAGGACCAACCAGACGCACACACCAUAAAGAAAUUCAACCACUUGUGCUUGGCAUCAAUCAAGUACUACCAGAUGUUCCUCGACUCCAUCCGCUCGCCAGAGGGCAAGUUUCCUGAAAAACUCGAAGACGAUAUUCUGAGACCUGCACUCGUGGCUAAGUUUCGUAUCGCUCGACUUCAAUCCAAGAUCAUCUCAGGAAACCAGGCGUCUCAACUGGAGAAUCUCAACUUGUCAUUGGAGUCAUACAACUUUGUUGUGCAGUAUUGUGAGGAACACCCAGAAGCCAAGAAGGCUGUGGAAACAGAACUGGAGCUUAGUGAAGAAAUGGUGUCCCUCCUUCCUAUUAAGAUCAAUAGAAUACAGUGUAGAAUGGUUUCCUCCAACUAGGAUGAAGUAGUGCUCUGUAAAAAAGAUCUUGCAGGCUAUAGUGUGAGCUGACAUGGAUAUAAAAACUACUACAGUUCCAUCAUAACUCUAAAGCAUCAUUACAGUAGAUUAGAGUAUAUACACUUACCGGACUCAUUAUUAACGUCCCCCGUUUUCCCAAUAUGGUCUAGUUGUCCUUUAAUUCACCUUUGCUUGUAUAAAUAGAAGCAGGCUGUUCUUGUACCUUACUGGCUGAACUGCAUGAUACAGUUAUCACUAAUUUAUUCAAUAGAUCUAUUGUCAUGUCUGCCACGUCCGUUAAUGAUAUCGAUGUGAAAUACAAUGUAACACAUGCAUUUAUGCGUAAUCAAUAAAUGAAUUUGUUUUUCUUA